AUGCAAAGAGACAUUUGAGCAAUGAAUGAACUUGAAGCAGGAACUUAUUUAGUUUACAUCCAAAUGGACUGAAUACAAGAUCUAACUGAAGACUAUGGCUUUUCAGUUUAUUCAGAGUACCCAAUCAAGCUUGAAGACGUCACCUUUCAAGAGCAAAAUUUUCUUUAUGAUGUCUAUAUCGUCCAAUCCUCAUUUUUGCUCGAGCUGUGUCGACGUCUACGGACAUGACCUGGGAGUUAACAAACCAGCGUUUGCUUGUAAAAAUACUCCUGGAGAUAAAUUUCCAGUACAAAGAGAUUUGCGCCCAGGGAGAAGGCUUGCAAACCCCUUGGGUUGCGUGAUGAAAUUUUGGAGCAUCCUGAGCCAAAACGAGGCUUGGAAUAUACCUGAAAUUUGGCGAAGCAAACAGUUGAUCCAAAUUUACUCUCACUCCCUCACUUUAAAUUGGAACAAAAAAUUUUUUUCCAAUUUAAAGGGAGGUUAAGAAGAUUUUUUAUAAAAAAAAAUUUAAAAAUUUAUCGAAUUAGAUUAAUAAAUUUGUUUAGUAAAAUGAGAUUUACUCUUUAUCCUUUACAAACACAGCAAGAUAUAAACUAAAUUUUCAUUAUUAGUUAAUACGCCACUAUUAAUUGGUAUCAAAACUAUUUAUACAAAAAUUAUUAUUUUUAUUGAUAAAACAAAUUUUUAGAAAUUUAUCGAUCAAAGUGCUAAUUUUAUUUAAAUAAUAUGUUAUUUAUACUCUAUUCUUUAAAAUAAAGCAAUAAAUAAGUAAAAUUUUCAAUUUUUUGUAAAGAAUUCAUAUUGAAUUUAUAUCAAAAUUAUUUAAAUAAAAAUAUUAUUUUUAUCUAAAAAAAGAAAAUUUUUUUUAAAGUUUAGCAAUUAAGGAUAUUAAAGUUAUUUAAAUAAGAUGCUCUUUAUACUGUUUUCUUCAAACAAGAGCAAGAUAUAACUAAAAUUUUUAAUUUUAGUUUUAAAAAAAAACAUUUAACUUAUAUCAAAACUUUUUACAUAAAAAUUAUGAUUUUUUAUCUAUAAAUUUUUUAUUAUAAAAUUGAAUUUGUUUCAAUUUAAAGGGGGGGUUAAUAAAUAAUUUCACCCUAAAUAAUACCCAGAAUCAGCUUAUUUUAUUUAAUUUUCUUUGGACAACUCCAUUUUCAUAUCCAUCAAUAUAA
Molecule: messenger RNA, 1172 nt
Organism: Blepharisma stoltei
Lineage: Eukaryota; Ciliophora; Heterotrichea; Heterotrichida; Blepharismidae
Source: the annotation of a GenBank genome assembly